AUGGUUUGCUUCCGAGGAUCACUCGCCCCUUCACCCACAGUGCGCAGGGUCCGCGCCAUCUGCACCACCCUCUCGCUCUACCUCGAAGCCUUUCUCUGCCACCUACACACACUCUUCUACUUUUUCCUCUUCCACACCUACGUGCCAGCCUCGCGCGCCUGGUGGGACUCGUCCAAGGGCUCAGCCGUCGUCAUCUACGCCCCACACAAUGACGCUGUAGCCAGGUACGUUGCGCUUCGACUUUCAUCCGGCUCGCCCUCCAGCUUUGCGCUCAAAGAUGUCGGCCCCACCAAGCGCAACCCUCGCGCACCGUAUACGUGCUUUGUGCUUCAUGCGGAUCCGGAUCAGUUCUCCAUCACGGUAGCCCAGUGGGCUGCGAAGAAGGCGAGAAUGGAAAAGGCGCUGCUCAAGCAGAGGAAUGCAGGCAGGUCUUCGGCUUCUUCCAAUUCCAGCGCGCCUUCGUCGCCCACAUCGUCGGCGCAUGUGAUCGAUGCUGAAUCAACCCGGGACGGCAGCGAGCACGGAUCUUCGUAUCCCUCUUCGCCCGCUGCGAAUCACUCGAACAUGCAUGCACGACGCCACGACGGAGGCGAUGAAACACCGAGGCCUAGCAAGCAGCGAUCCAGACCGCCGCCCAUCCGCAUCGGCGGCCGAUUCAGACGCAGAUCGCGCAGCUGGUCCAGCUGGGCCACGCCUGACCUGUUCGGCUACGGCGUCGACAUGCUCAAAGGCUGGAUGCCCGGAAGGAGCGGUCCCAAGACUACACCCUCGGGGACCAUCAUUCCGAUCAUGGCUGAUGUCCAGACGGCUGACGGGCUGGCCAUGGUCAAUUCGACCAUCUCGGCGUAUUGCUCUUCGCACGACCUCCUGCUCAGCGGCAUCGUCCUCAUUCCUUCUGUCUUGUGUCCACGCAAUGUGCCACUGACCAGGAGUGCGGCUGCAAUGGCUGCGGGCAGUGAUGUGCCCAAGACGCCUGGCAGCGCGUACAGCGAUGUGGACCCGUUCACGCUGCACAACCGCGAAGUGUGGGGGGAGCUGCGCGGGUUGUCGUCCUCCGUCGGUCGAUCUGCGCCCGGAUCGGCAAGUGGCGCGCACGCCAGCGGACCGCGCGAUCCAUUCGGCCUCGCCCCGCCGUUCCGGGAGACAUCGGCGGGGCUGGAAGCAUCGAUGGAGUCGUCAUCGUCGUCGCAGUUUAAUGCACAUGCUUCGCCGCCGCUCUCGCCCUCGAGUGUACGCAUCGUUCGCACGCAGGACGACGAGCAGGCCGCGCUGCACAGUGCACUCGCGACCGACGUCGUGCAGUCCAAGGCUCUGAUCAACGUGCUGUUUCCGGCGCUCAAACGCGACAAGGGUCGAGUCUUGGGUCUUGUUCCGUGUGGGCACGGCCCGGAUCUGCCGCAGGAUCCGGAUACACUCUCGCUCCAGUCGAUGCCUGUGCGGGGCACUUCAAGCGGCAAGUCGCGUGAUCGCUCGCUCUCGUCCGCCUCGUCUUCCGCCCCCGCCGCCCCGGAAACUUCGCGUCAAGCAGGCGAUACACCGGCUCUCCGCACCUGGCCUAGCCCCGUUGUCAACACGGUCCGCGAAGCGCUGCGUACGCAGUAUCGUGAGCUGCAGCUAGAAUACCGGCGACGCGGCGGCAGCGCGCGUCAGGUGCACGUGUCGAUGAUCGAGACGAAUGCGCUCAUCAAGCUUCCGCAGACGCGCUUGAAGAAGGUGGUCAAGUGGAACGAGUCGGUGCGCUACUUUGCGCACCACGGGCAUAAGCGACGCUGGUGGCGAGUGCAGGAUUGGGUCAGUCUGGCCUGGGUGUUGGACCGGCUGCCGUUCGUGGGGCGGGUUGGGAGGCUCAGCGACUGCGGAGAUGAGGAUAGGAAGAGGGAUGCGGGCAGGUUCGAGGUCUACAUCCCGCAAGAAUUGAGGCCAUUCUUGAGGGGCUGGGCGCGGCCGUUUGCUGAUGUCGCCGGUAGUGCAGGUGGAAGUGGUGCAAGUGUGGGGGAGGAUCGAAUGGAAGAGUCGCCAUCGCCGCUGGUGGUGCGCGGGCUCAGGCGGCUCGUACGGGUGUUCAGGUGGAUGGAGCUAUGUUCGGUCCCCUGGGACGACUUGGCCGAGCAUGUCGCUGCGGUGAGCUACCCGAUCGCUCUCGGUUCCUCGUGCCCGCCCACGCCAGGGCCAUCGCAGUCGCUCCUCCACCCCUACACUGUCUCGUCGAAUCACGCCUCCGCCUCGAGCCGCACAUCGUCGAGCGCCUCGCGCGCCUACCCGAAACCCCCGCUGCUCUUCGCCCCCACCUCCGCGGAACCCCACGACGACGACGACGACCACGACACCCCGGACUUCCCCUUCUCCACCGCCAGCUCCGGUCCGGCAUACACCCUGCUCAACGUCAACCCCUCCUCCUCUUGCUCCUCCUCCUCCGCCGUCCCAAACUCGGCGCACCACGACGCGGUACGUGUGCCGAGAACCUACCCGCGCGAAUUGACGCACCAGGACCCAACCCCGCUCUUCGAAGCCCUCCGCUGCGCACUCACCAGCUACCACCCCCGACCGGUCUACUACCCCGCCCUGUCCGCAUGGGCCUCGAGCUUCGUCCACUCGAUCGCGCCCUGGAUCCAGUCGGAUCUCAAGACGCUGCUGAGCCGCUUCCUGCUCGAUUACGCCGUGCAAGACGCGCGCCGUGCUCAGCAUGUCGUGUAG
Molecule: messenger RNA, 2694 nt
Organism: Sporisorium graminicola
Lineage: Eukaryota; Fungi; Basidiomycota; Ustilaginomycetes; Ustilaginales; Ustilaginaceae
Exons: 1
Coding region: 1-2694 (897 amino acids)
Source: RefSeq, a predicted model, not a curated record